CCUGGACAAUCUCACGUCCUCAAAACCCACCCCAAAAUCAUGGUUUCUUCCUCAUUUCUGUGGAAACCGUCUUCUUUAGGCGUCGUCUUGUUGUUCUACUCGCUCUUCUUCCUAAACAACAUCACCGUCUUUGUUUCCACUCCAUUUCAUGGCAUCGGUGUUUCUGCUUCCUCCACUUUUUUCGCUUCCAAUGCGACCCACCAUAAGGAUGAAGCGGAGGCUCUCCUGAAAUGGAAAUCUAGUCUCGAAGACCACAGCCAGUCUCUCCUAUCUUCAUGGCAUGGUAACAACUCUUGCCACUUCAGUGGUGUCACUUGCAACGACUACGGAUUUGUCGCCCAUCUUAAUCUUUCUAAUCUUGGCCUGAGAGGAACCUUAAAUGGUCUCGACUUCUCGCCCUUGACCAACCUGGUUAGCCUCGACUUUUCCAACAACUCCAUCUAUGGUCCGAUAACCUUGAGUAUUGGUAAUCUUUCCAAGCUGAACCAUCUUGAUUUUUGUGAGAAUAGACUCUCUGGAAACAUACCUCCAUGUAUAGGCAUGCUAAAGAGUCUUCACUUUUUGGGUCUAUGUGGAAAUUAUUUGAGUGGACACAUCCCUCGGGAGAUUGAAUUAUUAGAUUCUCUUUUGGAAGUUCAUUUUGGCACAAACAAUCUCACAGGUCCUAUCCCUACUUCACUAGGAAACCUAAGCAGCCUAAAUUUUCUCUCUCUUUUUCAAAACCAAUUUUCAGGGUCCAUUCCUCCUUCUCUUGGAAAAUUAGGCAACUUAACGGAAUUGAUUGUAGCACAAAAUUACGUUUCUGGGCCCAUUCCAAGAGAGAUAGGUAACCUAAUAAGUUUGAAGUAUCUUGACUUAUGGGGGAACAAACUUUCAGGAUCCAUACCUUCAGAGAUCGGGAGGUUAACCGUUCUAAUUGAAUUAGAUUUUUCUGUAAAUAAUUUGGUGGGGCAUAUCCCUUCAUCUAUUCAGAAUUUGAGCAAUCUGAAUCUCUUACACCUAUUCUCAAAUCAACUUUCAGGUUAUUUUCCUGUAGAGAUGGGGAAACUAACUUCUCUUGUAAGAUUAGAUUUGAGUGAGAACACUUUGACUGGUUCAAUCCCUGCAUCAAUUGGAACCAUGGCCAAUUUAACUUGGUUAGGCCUUAAUGAUAACAACUUUCACGGUUCCUUGCCUCCUGAAAUUAAUAAGCUCGUUCAUUUGAGGUAUUUUGAAAUCGCUGGUAAUGCCCUCGAAGGGCAACUGCCGGAAAAUAUAUGCCUCGGGGGAUCAUUGCAAAAAUUCAUUGUCCAUAAUAAUCAUUUCACGGGUCAUAUCCCUAAAAGCUUGAGGAAUUGUACUUCAUUAUUUAGAGCGAGGCUAGAAGGAAACAAACUUACUGGGAGUGUAACGGAAGCAUUUGGAAUAUAUCCGCAGCUGAAUUUUAUAGACUUGAGCCACAAUUAUUUGCACGGCGAACUUUCAUGGAAGUGGGGGCAUUGCUGCAAUUUGACGAGCUUAAGGAUAUCCAACAACAACAUUUCUGGUGAAAUACCCUUGAUAUUUGGAAGGAUGGCGCAGUUACAGGUACUUGACCUUUCUUCAAAUAAUUUAAGCGGAAAGAUUCCGAGGGAAUUGGGAAGCUUGCAACUACUGCUAGAUCUUAUCCUCAACAACAAUGGAAUCACAGGUGAUAUUCCUAGUGAAAUUGGAUUUUUAUCUCGACUGGAACGUCUCAACGUAGCAUCAAACAAUCUGAGCGGAGCCAUUCUGCCACAGCUGAGCCUAUGCACCAACUUGCUGAGCUUGAACUUGAGCCAAAAUAAAUUCGAAAGAAGCAUUCCUCCUGAGAUAGGCAACGCACGAUUCCUAAGCGUUCUUGAUUUGAGUCAAAAUCUAUUGACUGGAAGAAUACCACCAGAUCUAGGAAAUCUGAGAGUCCUGGAAACUCUCAACAUCUCCCACAAUGACCUCUCUGGUACCAUCCCACAUAGUUUUGCUGACUUAUUGGCAUUAACUUCUGUUGAUGUGUCCUACAAUGAAUUGGAAGGUCCUCUCCCAAAUGUCAAAGCUUUUAAGGAGGCUCCAUUUGAAGCAGUUCAGCAUAACAAAGGGCUGUGUGGGAGCGUGAGUGGAUUACAAAAAUGCAAUAUUUCUAACAUGAGCAAGAAACACAAUCGACACAGCGGAGCUAGAAUUUUAAUUAUCCUUGUUCUCUCGUUCUUGGGAUUCCUUGUUCUCUCUUCCUUCUUGAUCUUUCUCGCAAUUGUUAAUCGCCGUCGAAGAAAGGUUAUCGAGAGAGAGAGGAAUGGACAAACAGAGACGAAUGAUUUAGAUUUCUUGCAGAUUCUGAGUUUUGAUGGCAAAAUUUUCUACGAACAAAUCAUGGAGGCCACGGAAGGAUUUGACUCCAAAUACUAUUUGGGAGAAGGGGCCUAUGGCGUUGUUUACAGAGCUGAUCUACUAUCAGGUCAAACUGUUGCAGUCAAGAAAAUUCCAUCGUCCCAGGAAGAUGUGACCGUCGACAUCAUUCCUUUUGAAAGGGAAAUUGAAGCCUUAAGAAAUAUUCGCCACCGCAACAUCGUGAAGCUUUACGGGUUCUGCUCUCAUGCACGACAUUGUUUUCUGGUGUACGAGUACGUUGAAAGAGGGAGCCUGAGAACAAUUCUGCAUGAUGAUGAAAGAGCAACAGAGUUUGGCUGGGACAAAAGGAUAAACAUGGUUCGAGCAGUUGCGGAUGCAUUGUCGUAUAUGCAUUACGACUGUUUUCCUCCAUUGAUCCAUCGAGAUUUGACCAGCAACAACAUCUUGUUGGAUGUUGAUUAUGAGGCUCGUGUCUCAGACUUUGGCACGGCAAGAUUAUUGAGGCCAGAUUCGACCAACUGGACUACUAUUGCUGGCACCGUCGGAUACAUCGCUCCAGAGCUAGCUUAUUCCAACAUUCCAACCGAAAAAUGUGAUGUAUAUAGCUUUGGAGUUGUGGUACUGGAGACAAUCAUGGGAAAGCAUCCGGGAGAUUAUGUCUCGUCAGUAUUUUCAUCCACUCAAUCCAAGUCGCAAACACCAUUGAAGGAUGUGCUGGACCAACGGCUCUCGCCUCCAACGAACUGGGAUGCGCAACACAUAAUGUCUAUCGCAGCACUAGCACUCGCAUGCUUGCAGACCAAUCCUCAACUUCGACCGACCAUGACACAAGUCUCGCGAGAGCUUCAUGUUCAAGCACCACCGGUUUUGCCGUUCUUUGGAGUCACCUUAGAACAACUCCAUGAUCUCGAUGACCGGAACUUUUAGACCACAUUCAGGAGGUUGUUAAGUUGUCGAUCGAGUUAAUGUCGUGUGUUCGCCUUUUCGGGCUUCUGUGUUUGGUAGUAAAAUGUCGAUUAGUAUUAAAACUUCGAAGAUGCAUAGUCUAAAUGUUUUCUUUUUGUUAGAGGAGAAGGACAGUAAACUCUCUUCCUUAUGUGCAAGCAUCUAUUCAUAGUAAAAUAACUUGCUUCUUAUUA
This is a messenger RNA of Syzygium oleosum, 3482 nucleotides long. Its product is annotated as MDIS1-interacting receptor like kinase 2-like. NCBI's taxonomy places the organism in Eukaryota, Viridiplantae, Streptophyta, Magnoliopsida, Myrtales, Myrtaceae. Gene Ontology annotation, molecular function: protein kinase activity; ATP binding; protein binding. The transcript has 2 exons. The coding region runs from base 40 to 3270 and encodes 1076 amino acids. The record is from RefSeq and is a predicted model, not a curated record. Gene Ontology annotation, biological process: protein phosphorylation.